This is a messenger RNA of Penicillium diatomitis, 2031 nucleotides long. RefSeq lists its product as uncharacterized. Bases 1 to 2031 code for a protein of 676 amino acids. Lineage: Eukaryota; Fungi; Ascomycota; Eurotiomycetes; Eurotiales; Aspergillaceae. The record is from RefSeq and is a predicted model, not a curated record. Gene Ontology annotation, molecular function: damaged DNA binding; DNA helicase activity; telomeric repeat DNA binding. The transcript has 4 exons. Gene Ontology annotation, biological process: cellular response to X-ray; telomere maintenance; double-strand break repair via nonhomologous end joining. Gene Ontology annotation, cellular component: Ku70:Ku80 complex; nucleus.
AUGACCGACGAUAACUUCACACGAGACGAUGAUGUUGCGGAGGAGGAAGAAGAAGUUGAUGAGACCGUGAAGAGCUUCCGUGCUGUCAAAGAUGCUGUACUCUUCGCAAUUGAUGUGAGUAGCUCUAUGCUGGAACCACGGCUGUCUGAAGACUCGAGAAGGCCAGUUCAAGAGUCUCCCACAUCAGCGGCACUUAAGUGCGCAUAUUAUUUGAUGCAACAGCGCAUCAUAUCGAACCCACACGAUAUGAUGGGGGUUUUGCUGUACGGAACCGAAUCUACGAAAUUCUAUGACGAGGACGGGAAUACGGGGGGUGAUCUAUCAUACCCACAUUGUUACCUCUUCACUGAUCUUGACAUUCCGUCUGCUCAGGAGGUCAAGAAUCUUCGGGCUCUGGCUGGCAAUGAAGAAAACGCGCGGGGUAUUCUGAGACCUUCAAGCGAACGUGUCUCCAUGGCCAAUGUACUGUUCUGCGCCAAUCAAAUAUUCACUACCAAGGCUCCAAAUUUUCUAUCCAGGCGGCUGUUCAUCGUCACCGAUGAUGACAAUCCCCACCAAGACAACAAGUCAUUGAGGUCGGCCGCGACGGUUCGGGCGAGGGAUUUGUACGAUCUGAGUGUAAACAUUGAGUUGUUCCCAAUCUCCCGUCCGGACCAUGAGUUUGACACAUCCAAGUUCUAUGAUGACAUUAUCUACAAGCCUUCUCCGCGUGAUGGCGAAGCUCCUACAUAUCUCCAGCCAGACACGAAAACCCCCACUGGCAAAGGCGGCGGGAUCUCCUUGCUCAACUCACUGUUGUCGAGCAUCAAUUCCCGUGCCGUGCCGCGGCGGUCACUCUUUUCCAAUGUUCCUCUCGAGAUAGGACCCAAUUUCAAGAUAGCCGUGAAUGGGUACCUACUACUCAAGAAACAGGAGCCGGCUCGCAGCUGCUAUGUCUGGCUCGGUGGUGAAAAGCCCCAGAUUGUCAAGGGUAUCACGGCACAUAUGGCAGACGAUACGGCUCAGACGGUGCAAAAAUCAGAGAUCCGAAAGGCCUACAAAUUCGGUGGUGAGCAAGUCACAUUUACGCCGGAGGAGUUGCAAGCAUUGCGCAACUUUGGAGAUCCUGUGAUUCGUAUCAUUGGGUUCAAGCCCUUGUCCGCUUUGCCCAUUUGGGCAAAUGUCAAGCACCCCUCUUUCAUAUACCCUUCCGAAGAUGACUUUGUGGGGUCAACCCGUGUAUUCUCUGCCUUACAUCAGAAGCUCCUGAAGGACCAAAAGAUCGCUAUUGUCUGGUUCAUUCCCCGCAAAAACUCUGCGCCAGUUGUCGCUGCGAUGAUUGCUGGUGAAGAACGACUUGAUGAGAAUGGAGUGCAAAAGGUACCACCAGGCAUGUGGCUCAUUCCUCUGCCCUUUGUAGAUGAUGUGCGGGAGAAUCCCCCUGCGGUGUUGAGGGUGUCGCCGGACAAUUUGACAGACGCGAUGCGUCAAGUCAUCGGACAGCUGCAACUCCCCAGGGGAGCAUAUGAUGCCCAGAAAUACCCAAACCCAGCACUUCAAUGGCAUUACCGUAUCUUGCAGGCUCUGGCCCUCGAUGAGGAUUAUCCCGGAGAACCGGAGGACAAGACAAAACCUAAAUAUCGUCAAAUCGACAAGGUAAGCUCCGGGGAGAAUAUUAUCAUUCCCUCUGACGAAGAAGUGGACCUAAUCAGAUACCAGCGUGCUGGCGACUACGUCCUUGAGUGGAGUCGAUUACUUGAUAUGAUAUUCGACAAGAUGUAUGGCGGCCAAGCUGCAACAACCUCAACCCUGGUGAAAAGAGAGGCGCGGGACGCCGGCGAGGGCGCAAGUCGACCCCCUGCAAAGCGUGUGAAGACCGAGGAACCCGCAGAUCUGGAAGAGCAAGUCCGACAGUGCUAUGAGAGAGGGACGCUGAAGAAAUUGACGCUCCAUGUCCUCAAAAGCUUCCUUAACGCCCAUGGUCGAGCCACGGCUGGAAAGAAGGAUGACCUUAUUGAUCAAGUAGAGCAAUACUUUGAGAGGAAGAAUUAG